This is a messenger RNA of Diaporthe batatas, 4318 nucleotides long. RefSeq lists its product as uncharacterized. Gene Ontology annotation, biological process: endosomal vesicle fusion; vesicle-mediated transport; protein targeting to vacuole. The record is from RefSeq and is a predicted model, not a curated record. The transcript is spliced from 4 exons. Gene Ontology annotation, cellular component: late endosome; HOPS complex. Gene Ontology annotation, molecular function: protein binding. Bases 136 to 4284 code for a protein of 1382 amino acids. Lineage: Eukaryota; Fungi; Ascomycota; Sordariomycetes; Diaporthales; Diaporthaceae.
CUGCACUGUACUGCACCAAGCUUGCCCCGGUCCAGUUAUUCGAAGCUCCUGCGUUGUCCCUGCAUGAGCUUCCUCCAACUCGGCCCUUCUUCCCACGUUGAGCGCCAUGUUCAGGCCACCAGGCUCUGACCCAAGAUGACGGACCCUGCGCCUGGUGCAGGCGAUCAUGACAGCCAUCAUGAAUCUCAAGACAUCGCCGCCGCCACCUCCUCGACUUCUGCCCCCACUGCCUCCAGUCCUGCAGCAGCCACAGCCGACCAGCCGAACCCUGGGCCAGUGGAGGAGGGCACCGGCGGUGCCGAGUCCCGGGAGACCACUGCUGGAGGUGACGGCGAGUCACAGGACGAUGGGAGCGAGGAAGACGAGGACGGCGAUGAGGAGGAGUCGAGCGAGAGCGAAGAGGACGACGAUGGGGACGAGGAGGAGGAGGAGGACGACGACGACGACGACGAAGAGCCGCGCUUGAAGUAUGCCAGGCUGACGCAGCAUCUGAGUGGUGUCUACAAGAAUGCAGACGCAACGAGCUCGUUCCUCGUGGCAGGGGACAAGAUGGUCAUAGGCACGCACAAUGGCAACAUCAAUGUCAUCCAACUGCCUGCCUUCCAAUCCAUUCGAGUCUACCACGCCCAUUCUGCCUCCGUGACGAGCGUCUCACUCUCGCCGUACCCGCCGCCCAUGAACCCCAUCAAGCCAGAGGUUGCCUCUCGGGCCAUAGCUGCAGCUGGAGGAGGCACCUCUUCCCGGCCGGAAUCGAGACAGUCGGGACCCAGCCCUGCCGCCACAAUGAGAAAGCCACGAGAACCCAUGCCUGUGCCAAAUGUGCCUUCCAACAACAUCUUUAUUGCCACAUCCUCCAUGGACGGCAAUGUCUGCGUGCAGUCUCUCGUCGACGUCAAGGAUGUGCAGCUGAGGAACUUUGCGCGGCCGGUUCAGUCUGUGGCCUUGUCACCCGACUUUAAGAACGAUCGGACAUACCUCUCUGGUGGGACUGCUGGUAGUCUCGUCCUCACCGUUGGGGCACCCCACGGCCGAAGCACCUCGACGACUGUUGGUACAGCGGCGGCCACGGCGUCUGGCUGGCUGGGGACUAUGGGCUUGGGAUCCAACACCGGCAAGGACACCAUCCUGCACUCCGGAGAAGGUAUCAUCAGCACCAUCAAAUAUUCUCUGUCGGGGAAAUACGUCGUGUGGCUUAACGAGCACGGCAUCAAGAUCAUGCGGUCAAGCUUGCACCUUGAUAGUGAUGAUCAUGAGGAUGCUUGGAAGAGAAUCGGCCAUAUUGACCGACCACAAACGGACGAGUGGGAAACCAUGGCUGGGGUGUGGAAGGGGCGCGUGGAAUGGAUCGAUGAAGCAGCAGUCCCCGACACCGACGGCGAGAAGGAUCCGGACGAAUUCGCUGCGCCUUCUCCCGCCGCUGAGAAGCUCAAGCUCCGUCUGAACAAGGAGAAGAAGAACGUAGAAAGGCUUCUGGUCGGAUGGGGCGGUACCAUCUGGAUUAUCCACGUCCACGCAGGUGGCGUUGGUGUCGGGAAGGAUGCAGGACAAAAGACAAUUGGUCGGGCAGAGAUCGUGAAGAUUCUUCGCAUGGACUGUAUCAUAUCCGGUAUCUCUUUAUACACGCAGAGCCUUCUGUUGGUUCUAGCGUAUCCUCUAGCCGGCGAGGACGAGGACGAUGACCACAAAAAAGGCAAGGCAUCCGCCAAAGGCCACAAGGCUCAGAAAGAAGCGAGCUCUGGGGCCGGUGGGCCAUCUGGAGGCGUGCGAAAGCGUCAGAACAAUUCACCACCCGAGCUCAGACUGAUCGAUCUUGUCUCACAAGCCGAGAUCGACAGGGAUAGCUUGAGCAUCAGCCGCUUCGAACGGCUAACAUCGAACGACUACCAUCUUGGUGUGCUGCCGCAACACACGGCAUCUGCCAUGGUUGCAUCCAAGGGUUAUCUUGAGGCUAUGGCUGGUAUCGGCGUGGACAUGUGGAACGUCGCCAUGAUGCCUGGAAAGGCUCUCUUCAGCUCGGCGGCUAGCAUUCGGAGCGGGCACAGCAACGACGGGGCAUCCAGCGCCAGGGUAGCCACUGGCAGCACCGCCGGCAGCAUUCGGCAGUUCGGUCAGCGGCAGGCCGUGCAGACUGUCCACCCCAGUCUCGCUAAGCCCGGCACCAAGAUCUUCGUCCACAGUCCAUAUGACUGUAUUCUGGCCUCGAAGCGAGAUCUUGCUGACCAUCUGGCGUGGAUUUUGGAGCGACAGGAAUACGAGCGGGCCUGGGAACUUGUCGAUGAGAACCCGGAAAUUGUCAGCGCGGCGGACGGUACUGCGGAACCGGGCUCGCCCCUGACACCCAUUCGGUCGCAUCCCACGCACAGCAGCGAUGACUUCUACGACGACACCGCGUCUACACUUGGCGGACUGCCCUUGAACCUGCUGGCAGAGAAGGAAAAGCGCCGCAUCGGAGAGCUCUGGCUCCAAAAACUUGUCGGCGCGAGCGAGUGGGAGAGGGCCGGCCAAGUCGCUGGCAAAGUCCUCACCUCAUCUGAGGGCUGGGAGAAGUGGGUCUACAUCUUCGCAGGCGCCAAUAAGUUUGACGAGAUCACCAACUUCAUCCCCAUCGAGCCGAUGCGGCCGCCCAUUCCCUCCACUAUAUACGAGGUCGUGCUGAACCACUACGUCCAGAACGACAAGCUGCGUUUCAAGGACCUGCUAGAGAGGUGGAACCCUGACCUGUUUGACGUCAACACUAUCACCACGGCUCUUGAGAACCAACUCAAGUACCGUGAUGUCAGACCGGACACGUACCAAGACGGGAUCAGAGGAAGAGACUGGAGCAUUGUCAUGGGAAGCCUUGCAAAAUUAUGUGAAGCCGACGGACGCCAUAGGGAGGCCCUCCGCUGCUACAUUAAGCUGCAGGACGCCGAUUCGGCCAUGCGUCUCAUCAAGGAAAGCCACCUGGCGGACGCUGUGGCAGAUGAUAUCCCCAGCUUUGUGACCUUGCGCAUCCCGCCGGGCAAAGAGGACAGCAUGUCCAUGGAGGAACUUGAGAAUGCGACGAGUGAGGCCAUCACACUCCUGGUCGAUGAAGCUCAGCACGGACUCGUCCGGCCAGAGGUUGUUGUCUCACAGCUUCAAGAGAAGGAGCUGAACAUCCACCUCUUCUUCUACCUCAGGGCGCUGUUCAAGGGCGAAGGCAUCAGCGAGCACCUCGGGGAGAACCGCGAUCGGCUGGUAAUGGAAAGCCAGAGCUUAGUGGACGGGUUCGCAGACCUGGCCGUCCACCUGUUCGCCAAGUUCGACCAGUCCAUUCUCAUGAACUUCCUGAAAUCUUCUACGUCUUACGCUUUCGAAAAGGCGGUGCAAGAAUGUGAGGACCACAAUUACAUCCCUGAGCUGGUAUACCUGUACUCCAAGACGGGGCAGAUGAAGCGCGCUCUCUACCUGAUAAUAGACCGACUGCGCGACGUCUCCCGCGCCAUCGCCUUCGCCAGGGAAGCCGACGACCCCGACCUCUGGGAAGACCUCCUCAAGUACAGCAUGGACAAGCCGCGGUUCAUCCGCGGCCUGCUGGAGGAGGUCGGCACAGCCAUCAACCCCAUCACCCUAGUCAGGCGGAUCCCCGAGGGCCUGGAGAUCGAGGGCCUGAGGGAAGGCCUCAAGCACAUCAUGAAGGAGCACGAGAUACAGUACUCCAUCAGCGAGGGCGUGGCGAGGGUGCUGAGGAGCGAGGUGGCCGCCGCACAGGCGACGCUGCGCAACGGGCAGAGGAAGGGGAUCAAGUUCGAGGUCGUGGUCAAGCAGGACGACCACGUCGACGUGGAAGCAAAGGACGCCCCGUCCGACAAGGCCUCCUCGGUCCACUCCGGCACCACCAAACCCCCGGCGCCGGCGCCGCCCACUACGAACGGCAGCAGCACCAAAGCCGAGGACGACGACAGGCCCGCCACGGGGACGGCAUCGCUCAAGAAGCCGGCCAAGAAGUGGGCGGCGGGCCACUGCGCCGCGCCGCAGUGCCUCGAGCCCUUCUCCCAGUGGGAGGACGAGACGCUCGUCGGCUUCGCGUGCGGCCACGUCUACCACCUCACCCACCUGCUCGAGGCGCUGCACCCGGGCGACGAGCGCCUGCACGACGUGGCGGACUUUGGGCACGACGGCUUUGGCGGCGGGGAGGGGGGCCACGGCGGCGGCGGCAGGCGGCGGACGAUCGGGACAAAGGUCACGCACGCGCGGCUGUUGCGGGACCGGGUCCGUGGGGGGUGUCCUAUUUGUCACCGGAGGCGGGGGGUGGUUGCCUGAGCGUGGGUGUGUGUGCGUGGCUCUCUUGCGUCUC